Molecule: messenger RNA, 833 nt
Organism: Aspergillus homomorphus CBS 101889
Lineage: Eukaryota; Fungi; Ascomycota; Eurotiomycetes; Eurotiales; Aspergillaceae
Product: LOG family protein
Exons: 2
Coding region: 47-778 (243 amino acids)
Biological process (GO): cytokinin biosynthetic process
Cellular component (GO): cytosol
Molecular function (GO): hydrolase activity, hydrolyzing N-glycosyl compounds
Source: RefSeq, a predicted model, not a curated record
CUACCCCACAAUCACACCCUCAACAAACCCAUCCCCAGAAUUCAAAAUGAGCACAAAAGAAACCCAAGCCGUCGUCUGCGUCUUCUGCGGCUCCUACCCCGGCACCUCGCCGGCGCACCUCGAAGCCGCGCGCGCACUGGCACAGCAGUUCCACGAACACGGCGUCCAACUAGUUUACGGCGGCGGCACGGUGGGGAUAAUGGGCGAGCUGGCGCGGACGCUGGUGGCGCUGUCGGGGCCGCAGGCGGUGCAGGGGAUUAUCCCGCGGGCGCUGGUGCGGGUGGAGGAGGGGUAUAAAACGCCCACUACCAACAAUACCAUCAAUGGGAAUGGAGGGGCGGUAGGACCCCAUGAAGGAGAAGGCAAGGCGCCGGAGCGGGCAGGCGAGGCGCUGGGGGAGACGACGGAGUACGGGCAGGUGACGGUGGUGGCGGACAUGCACACGCGCAAGCGGCUGAUGGCGCAGCGGGUGCUGGCAGGGGGGCCGGGGUCGGGGUUCGUGGCGCUGGCGGGCGGGUUCGGCACGAUGGAGGAGCUGAUGGAGGUCACGACGUGGAACCAGCUGGGCAUCCACAAGGCGGGCGUCGUGCUGCUGAAUAUCAAUGGCUACUGGGACGGGGUGCUGGCCUGGGUGCAGACUGCUGUCGCGCAGGGGUUCGUGAGUCGCGAGAACGCGGGGAUCCUGGCUGAGGCGCGGCGCGCGGAGGAUGUGCUGCGGAUGCUGCGCGAGUAUCGGGUCAGUAGUGAUCGCAUGGCGUUGGACUGGGGGCAGGAAUAGAGUUUUAUAUUCAGUAUAUAGAAUUGAGGUACCAGGGAGCUGAAAGAAAAGGGGG